CCUGGCUCUACUACCGCCGCGCGGACGAGGGCAAGCAGUACCCCGUGCUCUGCCGCCGCUCCGCCGCCCUCCAUGGGGAGUUCGUCUCCUACAGCGACCCCUCCGCGGGGUUCGACUUCACCGCUGGGAAGCGCAUCGAACAGAAAUUGGUGGAUUACAACAAGGAGGCCGAGCGAUUUGGAGGAUACUCAUAUGAGGAGCUAUCUGAAGUUUCUCCAGAUCACCGCUUCAUUGCGUACACCAUGUAUGACAAAGAUAAGGAUUCUUUCACUUUAAUGGUCAGGGAUCUGGUGACGGGCACACUAUGCGAUAAACCUCGUGCUGAUCGGGUCUCAAAUAUUUCAUGGGCUAUGGACGGGAAAGCACUAGUUUAUAUUGUUACAAAUGAGGACAGAAGGCCAUAUAGGCUGUUUUGCAGCAUUAUUGGAUCAAACAAGGAUGAUAUUCUUAUAUUGGAAGAACCUGAUGAGAAUAUUUAUUUGAAUAUCAGACAUACCAAGGAUUUUCGGUUUAUAACGUUAAAUGUCUUUUCUGACACACACUCAAAGGUAUAUUUAAUAAGGGCUUCUGACCCCUUGUCCAGAAUGACACUGGUAUGGGAAGGUGAAUCCCAAGUUCAUUGCAUUGUGGAGCAUCAUCAUGGACGCCUGUAUUUAUUCACCGAUGCUGCAAGAGAAGGUGUCUGUGUUAAUUCACAUUACCUAAUGCAGUGUGAUGUGGAAUCUCCUGGGCCAAAGAGUUGGAAGAAUGUCUUCCUUGAGGAACCAGGUAUUAUUCUUGAAGAUGUUGACUUUUGCAAUACUCAUAUGGUGCUUAUUCUGAGACAAGGCAGAAAACUCAGACUUUGUUCAGUUAAUCUGCCUCUACCUGAAAAAAUCCAAGUACCUGCUCAUCUAUCAGAUUUUCACCCACUUGACUUGCCUCUUCCCGAUCAUGUGUGUCAGAUAUUAUCUGGCCCAAAUUAUGAUUACUGUUCCUCAACAAUGCGUUUCACAAUAUCAUCACCUGUGAUGCCAGAUGCAGUUGUUGAUUACAACUUACUAAAUGGAAAGUGGCAAAUAGUGCAACAGCAAAACAUGCUUCAUGAGAGAACAAAGGUACUGUAUGGGAAUGCUUUUGCUUCUAGUGCGGGCAAGCUGUCUUCAGAUGGAGCUGAUUUGUCAAGUGAAGAUUUGGGAGAUUGUGACUGGAAUGAGCUCUCUGAAUACUAUGCAUGUGAGUACUAUGAUGUUCCAUCGAAAGACGGAGUUUUGGUUCCACUCACCUUGGUAUAUUCAAGAAAGCACAAGCAAGAGGGGAAUCCAGGAUUGCUUCAUGGGCAUGGUGCCUAUGGUGAGAUUCUGGAUAAGCGUUGGCGUAGUGAGUUAAAGAGCCUACUCGAUCGUGGUUGGGUGAUUGCAUAUGCUGAUGUUAGGGGCGGUGGAGGUUAUGGCAAGGAGUGGCACCGGGAUGGUGCACGUACCAAAAAGAUGAAUUCUAUAUAUGAUUUUGUCUCUUGUGGUGAAUUUCUUCUUGAAAAAGGUAUCAUACAAGAAAAUAAGCUUGCUGGAUGGGGAUACAGUGCUGGAGGACUUCUGGUGGCUUCGGCAAUCAAUACUCGUCCAGAUUUGUUCCGUGCCGCUGUUUUAAAGGUCCCUUUCUUGGAUGUUUGCAACACUCUGCUCCAUCCUAUUCUACCUCUUACAGCCAUUGAUUAUGAAGAGUUUGGGUUUCCUGUAGACCAUGAAGAAUUCCUUUCAAUCAAGAAGUAUUCUCCCUAUGAUAAUAUCCAGAAGGAUGUCCCUUACCCAGCUGUGUUUGUGACAUCAUCAUUUAAUACAAGGUUUGGUGUAUGGGAAGCAGCUAAAUGGGUUGCAAAAGUCCGUGAACUUACUCAAUAUGAUCCAGAGCGGCCUGUAAUUCUUAACUUGACAACAGAUGUUGUGGAAGAAAGCAAGUAUUUGGAAACCAAGGAAUUAGCAACGGAGACUGCUUUCCUAAUUAAAAUGGUGAACAAUACCUGAACAACAUCCUUUGCCUUUCGGCUUCCGAAAUUGUUUCUCAAACUCAAUGAUGCGGCCCAUGUGGGACAUGUGCUAUGUCGCCAGUCCUCCAUGUUUAACGAGAUCUGAGGAUUAGUCCAUCGAUUGGAGCUUAUACGAGAUGUUCUAGGAAAAUCAUAUGCACAUAUUCCUACAUUAUAUGAGAUAGCUGCCCACUCGAGCUAUCUUAAAUGGCCUGAUCUCUUGCCACCACCGACCUGGUCUGCCACGGUUCUACCAAUUGUAUGAUGUUAUAAUUGGAUCAUCUCAGUUGAACCAUAUCAGCGAAACAAGUAUUGUUAUCUUCCCCCCUUCCAUCAUGGAAUUGACAUCAUAUGUCAUGAAUUAGAGAUGGAACACGCCGUCAUCUACUCAUUGGCACAUUAAGUUAAAUUAGGCCAAGAUACGCAUAUUGUAUAUGGAAAGCUGAUACUGCUAAACUGGAUGCUAGGUAGGAGUAUUGCAAACUCGAUUCUUCAUGGCCUUGGAGAUGCACUGCUGCAUAAUAGGUGUGCACUAUGACAGUGAGACCAGAACAUACAACUCUUAGCAGCGGAAGCGCCAAAUCAAUCUUUCAUCCUUUCACUGAAAUUCAAAUUCUCACAGCCUAUGAACGCCUGUAGCAAAGUAAGGAAUGAACAACGUGAACUUGGUGUGAUAAUCAGGGAGGGUGGAACAGUUGGAUGACCAUGUAUACCAUAAGUUUUUGUCGAUGUGGGAACUUCUACCGAUGAGAAGCUGGAAAGAUGUCAAGAGGCAUGAAGCAUUGAACAUGGGGGAUUCAGUUGGAGAGAUAUUACAUCUGGUUUUCAUUUUUGUAGCUUAUUUGCACUGGUGAUGUUGUUGCUCUGUAUAAACCGUACUUCCAUCCGGUGCAAUUCGGAUUAACCGUGGUUGACACCUUGCAGGCUCGAUGACAAAUGUCCAUAUAUUUGUACAGUACCAUUCAGAACUGGAAAAAGAAAGCUGGAGUUCAGGAGUUGUAAUGUGAA
Molecule: messenger RNA, 3013 nt
Organism: Triticum urartu
Lineage: Eukaryota; Viridiplantae; Streptophyta; Magnoliopsida; Poales; Poaceae
Source: RefSeq, a predicted model, not a curated record